Anguilla anguilla (European eel) is the source of this 3590-nucleotide messenger RNA. Its product is annotated as NACHT, LRR and PYD domains-containing protein 12-like. The transcript has 10 exons. Gene Ontology annotation, molecular function: protein binding. The coding region runs from base 12 to 3080 and encodes 1022 amino acids. The record is from RefSeq and is a predicted model, not a curated record. Lineage: Eukaryota; Metazoa; Chordata; Actinopteri; Anguilliformes; Anguillidae.
GAAAGUGUGAGAUGGUCCAAAGUCCAAAAGUACCAUUCUGGGAGUGUUUCAAACUCAAACACCAUUUUAAAGACGGACGAGAAAGAAGAGGGAGUAAAAGAAGGAAUAAAACUGAAAAAAGAACAGAGGUCCAGGUAGAAAGAGCUGGGUCACCUGUACCGAGCUGUCUGUCUAUGAAGAGCCAUCAUUCAAUGGAUAAACCAGUCCUUUUCAGAGGAGAAGUCACUGGCAAUCAGAGGGUCCAGGUAGAUAGAGCUGGGUCACCUGUACCCAGCUGUCUGUCUAUGAACAGCCAUCAUUCAAUGGAUAAACCAAUCUUUUUCAGAGGAGACGUCACUGGUGAUCAGAGGGUCCAGGUAGAAAGAGCUGGGUCACCUGCACCCAAUGGUCUGUCUAUGAAGAGCCAUCAUUCAAUGGAUAAACCAAUCUUUUUCAGAGGAGACGUCACUGGUGAUCAGAGGGUCCAGGUAGAAAGAGCAGGGUCACCUGUUCCCAGCUGUCUGUCUAUGAGGAGUGGAGAGUCAAUGGAUAAGGUACUCAACUUCAGAGGAGAGUUACCAGGUGAUUCAAGGGUCCAGGUAGAAACAGCUGGGUCACCUGCACCCAACGGUCUGUCUAUGAAGAGCCAUCAUUCAAUGGAUAAACCAAUCUUUUUCAGAGGAGACGUCACUGGUGAUCAGAGGAUACAGUGGCCACUCGAAUCCCGCUCAGAGAUGUUAUGUCCCCUUAAACAGUCUCUCCUGCGCACUUUGAUGAAGCUGAAGAAGGUUGAGAAGUUGAAACUGUUUCUGAGCCAUCUGAGUCAAGAUUGCCCAGAAUGCUGUCUUGAAGGUCAGAGCCUGCCUGAAGAUCCUACUUGGCUGGCUAAGAUUAUGAAGUUUAUUAAUGAAUUGUUCGACAGUCAUGAAGUUGAUGAUUACUCAGAAUGCACUGAGAGAGAGCAGGAGGAUCCUGAGGUUGUGUGUAUAGUUGAGAAGUUGGUGGAGACCUGUGGCAGUGAGGGGUCUCUGAAGAUCACACUCCACAUCCUGAGGAACAUGAAGCAGAAGGAUCUCGCUGAUUCAUUGGAAAGAGAUGAAUCCAUAAAAAGAGCCCAGCAGGCACUGAAUACUCAUCUGAAGAGGAAGUUUGAAUGCAUAUUUGAAGGUUUAGCGAAGCAGAACAACCCAACCCUUCUGAAUGAGAUCUAUACAGAGCUCUACAUCACAGAGGGGGGAAGUGGGGGGGUCAAUAAUGAACACGAGGUCAGACAGAUUGAGACAUUCAAGAGACAAACCACACAGGAGACUGCAAUUCUCUGCAAUGACAUUUUUAAGCCUUUACCUGGACAAGAGAAACCCAUCAGAACUGUUCUUACAAAGGGCAUCGCUGGCAUUGGGAAAACCGUCUCUGUGCAGAAGUUCAUUCUGGACUGGGCAGAAGGAAAAGCCAAUCAGGACGUUGAUUUCAUCUUCACUCUUCCUUUCCGAGAUCUGAAUUUGAAGAAGGAAAGAGCAUUCAGUCUGAUGCAACUUCUGCAGCACUACUUUCCACAACUGAAAGAGAUCAAAAGUGUUGAAGUUGAUGAAGUCAAAGUGGUGUUUAUCUUCGAUGGUCUGGAUGAAUGUAGACUUCCUCUAGAUUUCCAAAGCAAUAAGGACUGCUUUGAUAUGACUGAGUCGUCAUCAGUGGAUGUGCUGCUGACCAACCUCAUUAAGGGGAAUCUGCUUCCCUCUGCUCUCCUCUGGAUCACCUCCCGACCAGCAGCAGCCAAUCAGAUCCCUCCUGAGUGUGUCCACCAGGUGACAGAGGUACGAGGGUUCAGUGACCCACAGAAGGAGGAGUACUUCAGGAAGAGAAUCAGAGAUCAGAACAAGGCCAGCAGAAUUAUCUCACACAUAAAGUCAUCCCGGAGUCUCUACAUCAUGUGUCAUGUACCAGUCUUCUGCUUGAUUUCUGCUACUGUUCUGGGGACAAUGUUGGGUAAAGUAGGGAGUGGAGAUCUUCCCAAAACUCUGACUGAAAUGUACACACACUUCCUGCUCAUUCAGACUAAUGCGAAGAAUCAGAAGUAUCAUGGCACUGAUGAGACAGACCCAAAGAAGAUGUCAGCAUCAGAUGCAGAAAUCAUCCUGAAACUGGGGCAGCUGGCUUUUCAACAGCUGGAAAAGGGCAAUCUGAUAUUCUAUGAAGAGGACCUGAGAGAGAGUGGCAUUGAUGUCAGCGAAGCUUCAGUGUACUCUGGAGUGUGUACAGAGAUCUUUAAAGAGGACUUUGGACUGUAUCAGGAGAAGGUCUACUGCUUUGUGCAUCUGAGCAUUCAGGAGUAUCUGGCUGCCUUGUUUGUAUUUCAAUCAUGUGUAAAAGAGAACAGAAAUUUACUCAGAGCAGAAGAAUCAAAACCUCACAGUGCAGCAGUGCAGCUGUCUGAGUUACACAGGAGUGCAGUGGAUCAGGCCUUAGAGAGUAAGAAUGGACACCUGGACCUUUUCCUCCGAUUCCUUCUAGGCCUCUCUCUGGACUCCAUUCAGAUGCUCUUCAGAGGACUACUGACACAGACAGGAAGCAGAUCAACUGUACCAGACCUACAGGCACAGACAAAAGGCAGAUCACGGAGCAUUAAGAAAACAGUCCAGUACAUUAAGGAGAGGAUCAGAGAGGAAUCUUCAGCAGAGAGGAUCAUCAAUCUGUUCCACUGUCUCAAUGAACUGAAUGACAGCUCUCUAGUAGAGGAAACACAGAAUUUCCUCAGAUCAGGAAAACUUCCUGAUAAAAAGCUGAAACCAGGCCAGUGUUCAGCUCUGGCCUUUGUGUUACUAGUGUCAGAGGAGGUCCUGGAUGAGUUUGACUUGAAGACCUACAACACAUCAGCGGCAUGUCAUCAGAGACUGCUACCAGUAAUCAGGAACUGCAGGAAGGCCAUACUGAACAACUGCAACCUCACACGGAAGUCCUGUGAUAUUGUGGCCUCAGCUCUCCAGUCAUCAAACUCACCCCUGAGAGAUCUGGACCUCAGCUACAAUAACCUGGGAGAUUCAGGAGUGGAGCUGCUCUGUGCUGGUCUGAGGAGUCCAAACUGUAAACUACAGAGACUGGGGUGAGUAGUGCUGUGUAUUGUGUGAUCUUAACUAAAUAUAAUUUGUGAUUAUGGUUCUAUUCAGUGAAAUAUUAAAACGCUCUUUCUCUCUGUUUACUCCUCUGUCCACCAGCAUUCUUUCUUUGCCAUACAUACCUUACUCCUCUAUCACAACAAGCAAAUAAAAGCAGGAUAAAACCUUUUGAGGGUUGCCAGGUUUGUGGUUCUGAACAGAAUUUAAGGUUUCGGUGGAGUCUGUAGUAUCAGGUGAUGACUGGAUGCUGAAUGUCUGAUUGACAUGGUAAAAGAUUGACCACCUGUAUAGUAAAAUGUUUCAGGUCUGUCACACAUUGCAGUCUUCAUCCAUCUCCAUUAUUCACUACCUGCUAUGAACUCUAAUGAAAUCCAUACAUUUACCCCACUCUCUUUCACACCCUGACCUUUUGAUGAAGGUGAGUUUUACUCCUUCAUCACACACCUGAGUGUGCUGCAGGAUUGCGGUGUUUCUGAAAGGAUUGUGAAUAAAAUGGUCUUA